AUGGGGAAGAUUGCAGCUGAACCGACUUUGGAGAUCCGAUGUAAACGAGCAUCCUUAGUGGAGAAGAGUUUUGGAGAAUUGGAGACCUUCCCUAAACAACGUCUAGCCCUUGCAAAGUUCGAGGAACAUGCUAAAGUUUUCAAGAAUACACGGCUAUUUAGCUUCGAAAUGCCUGGACAUGCAGGUGGCGAGCGACGUUAUGUGGUGAGCACGCUGGAGCGUUUCUGGAUGUGGUACAUUUCGCUGAGCGAACGUCACGUUUAUGAGCUCAUUGUCGACUCGAUGCCCUGUCGCCUUUAUUUUGAUCUCGAGUAUUGCAGAGAAACUAAUCCUGGAAUUGACCACGAGGAUUUUCUCGUUCUUGACAGUUCCACCGAGAGCAAGUUCUCCGCCCACGUUAUCUGCCAUCUUCCUGGAGGAGUACUGUUCCCGUCGAACACGUCGAUGCGUCCGUUUUGUGCUCGCCUUGCUGGUCAAUUACUUGAGGAUCCACCAGUGAAAAUUUGGAAUACCGAUGCUACGAAGGUUCGCUGA
Molecule: messenger RNA, 534 nt
Organism: Haemonchus placei
Lineage: Eukaryota; Metazoa; Nematoda; Chromadorea; Rhabditida; Trichostrongylidae
Source: the annotation of a GenBank genome assembly